This is a messenger RNA of Brassica rapa (field mustard), 627 nucleotides long. Its product is annotated as secreted RxLR effector protein 161-like. The record is from RefSeq and is a predicted model, not a curated record. Lineage: Eukaryota; Viridiplantae; Streptophyta; Magnoliopsida; Brassicales; Brassicaceae.
AUGUGUUACGCAGUAGGUGUUCUUAGCAAAUACAUGCACAAUCCUAGAGACUCUCACAGACAAGCCAUCAAACACAUAUUGUGGUAUGUGAAAGGAACAACAAACUUCGGUCUGUUCUUCAAGAGAGAUGGGUCAAGGAGUGUCGUUGGUUAUAGUGACAGCAGUCACAACAUUGAUCUCGAUGACGGGAGGAGCACGUCAGGACAUGCAUUCUACUACGAUUCAUCACUAAUCACUUGGACAUCGCAGAAGCAGCAAACAGUUGCAUUGUCAUCAUGCGAAGCAGAAUUCAUGGCAGCAACAAAAGCAGCGAAGCAAGCUAUAUGGAUCAAGGAAUUGUUGAGUGAGAUACUAAGCAAAGAAGGCGAGAAGGUCAAGCUUAGGAUCGACAACAAAUCAGCCACUGCUCUAACAAAGAAUCCAAUUUUCCAUGGAAGGAGUAAGCAUGUACUCAAGAAGUAUCACUUCAUUCGUGAGUGUGUGGAUAAUGCACAGAUCAAAGUGGAGCAUGUGUUGGGUGUUCAGCAGAAGGCCGACAUCAUUACCAAACCAUUAGCAAGGAUUACGUUCAAGCAAAUGAGGAGCUUAAUCGGAGUUCAAGAAAUUGAUCUCCCUAAUUCAAAUUAG